Molecule: messenger RNA, 333 nt
Organism: Striga asiatica
Lineage: Eukaryota; Viridiplantae; Streptophyta; Magnoliopsida; Lamiales; Orobanchaceae
Source: the annotation of a GenBank genome assembly
AUGUUGUCGACCUUGUUUUCCGAUUUCGGCCAGAGGCGGCCGGCGUCGAGCUCGACGGCGGAGGAGGCUGUGUUGGCGGAGGCGAGUGCUGCGGGUAACCACGGCUGUCGGCGAGCGGCAGACGACGUAGCUGUAGGCCUCCGCGAUGGAAAUCCAUCGGAUAGGAUUCGCUUGACUGGAGGCUGUCGGAGAAUCUGGAAGCGACAACGAGAUGAAACGGCGUCAUACCGGAGCUCACCACUUCCAGCGGCGGGGCGGCAUACAACGGACGUGUGGUUGCGGACGUCAGUCAGGUGCAAUUUCGACGGCGAGUUUGACUUGUGGUUAAACUAG